AUGUCCACUUCGACGAUGCCAGAACACGUCGAAAUCCGACCCGACACGAGCAGCCAAUCAUCCGACUCUCUCUCCACAUCAGAUUGUCUGCGAUUUAGUCAGGUGGUUGAAGAAGUAAUAGAAGAAGUGCGACGAGUCUACCCCAAUAUCCACACUACUCUUCCUCUCAAGGAAUUACUCGAUCCAGCCGAGAAAAAGAGAUCAAAGGGCGUCCCGCGUCCCCAGAAUUGCUUCAUGUUGUAUCGCAAAGAUAUACGGGCCAGGUUCACAAGAGAAGGAAAUGCAUUGUCAGUGGCCGAAUCUUCUCGGAUCGCCGCUGAGAGUUGGCGGAACCUUCCGCAGGAAGAGAAAAAUUUUUGGCACGCUCUAUAUGAAAUCGUAAAGAUGCAACAUGCCAUUAAGUAUCCUAAUUAUAAAUAUCAGCCCGUUAGAGGCAAACAGGCCAAAAAAGGUCGUGGUAUGAUGAUAGUCGAUGGGAUUAAACGCUCCGAUAAAGACGACAAAUCGGAUAAGAACGGUCAAAUGCAGUAUCAGGGGAAAUUUUCCGCCACUGAGAAGAUUUAA
Paraglomus brasilianum is the source of this 564-nucleotide messenger RNA. Lineage: Eukaryota; Fungi; Glomeromycota; Glomeromycetes; Paraglomerales; Paraglomeraceae. The record is from the annotation of a GenBank genome assembly.